Schizophyllum commune H4-8 is the source of this 1516-nucleotide messenger RNA. RefSeq lists its product as uncharacterized. The record is from RefSeq and is a predicted model, not a curated record. The transcript has 4 exons. The coding region runs from base 71 to 1345 and encodes 424 amino acids. Lineage: Eukaryota; Fungi; Basidiomycota; Agaricomycetes; Agaricales; Schizophyllaceae.
AUAUAUACCUGGGUGGUAUUAUUGGCAGAAGGGCCAUCGUUCCAUCCCUCAGCAUUCUAUCCCCCUACUCAUGGCCCACGAAACGCCCGCACCCGCAUACUCGCAGAGCGAAGAGGAGGUAGCGAACGGCGUCCAGGUCGAGCGCGACUCGCAGUUUCUCAUCGACAGUUUCCUACCCUCCGCCACCGAUGCUGCACCUCCAACGAGUAAGCUCCCGCUCCCGUUCUGCUUGCCCCAGGUUGUGGCAGGGGAGGGCACGCCAUUCGCGCGUGGCUAUAGUGAUGUUCUGCGGGAGACAGUCAAUUUGUCCAUGGAGGAAUUUGUGGCCUUCUUAGAUGGUUUGAAUAUCGCGACUGCCGCGAGUCCGCCGCUGAGGGUGGUUCACAUGGUCGGUGUGGCUAUCGCGUAUGUACCCUACCACUGGUUCAUGAUCGCCGGCAUCGCGCUCCAAGUCGGCGCGAAGGUGGGCAUGAAAGUCAUCUCCAAAACCCUCACCGACCGCUACAUGCGCGCCGCCAACCUGCGCAUCUUCCGCCCCCGCGGCCUGGCUGCGCGCAUCUGCACCACCGCCGGCGCCAUGACCCUCAUCGGCGUUAACCCGGACGGCGUCGGCCCUAAGAGCGCGCUGCACAAAGUUGGUCGCGGGGUGGGGAAGGUGCUGCUGAAGAUGCCGCUCCCGACUGCGGGCAGGCUCGUGCACGCAAUCGCGGGGUCGGGGUCAAGGUCGGGGUCGUCGCCGGGGAGCAGUGCGGAGAGCUUGAACGUCGCGGCCGCGGAUGCGAAGGGCUGGGAGAUGCACGUCCUGGUGCAGCGCCGGCUGGAGGCGCUGGGCGACGCUGUGCUGCCGGUGUCGAUGGACGUGCCGCCGCCGGCGAAGGCGAAGGGCGCGAUGGAGACGAUGCAGUCGUGGGGCGUCAAGUUCGACGAGGGACAGGCGAAGCGGCGGGAGCGACGGCGCGUUGCACGCGUGCAGAAGUUGGCCAAGGAGCAAGCGAAGAAGGCCGCCAUGGACGCAGGCGACUAUAGCCAGGCGUCGGUGUACGACCGCGUAUCGCAUCAGGUGUCGGUGCGCCGAGAGCAGAAUCAGUUGCUCGUUGGUUCUUUGCUGGGACCUCGUUUGCUGGGAUCUUCUGUGCUGGGACCAAAGCCAUCCUCGCUCGAGACGAGAGUGGCAAACGCGGAGCUGAAGGACAGGUGGGAGUCGGAUGAGACGCUGUGGCUUGUUAUCAUAGACGCUGCCCGAGACCGGGAGAUCACAGGGAUAGACGAAGCGGAGAACGAACGGAACGAAGAAGUUGUGACCGAGCAAGCUUGGAGGCAAGAGAUGGAGCUGGAAGGGUUAUGACAGUCAGAGGCAACUGCCUCCCUGAAGUAGAAAUGGCUGUCGCAUAGAUAAGCAGACCCAGUAUGAGACGCACCUUGGGCUUUGCGCUGUAUGUUCGCGACACAAGUAUUCAACUUGGUACAACCGUCGUCAAGGUGCAAUAUCCGAUAGCAUUUGAGCAUUAAGUGCUAG